GCCCCGCCCUGCCCGGAGCAGCUCGGCAGAUGCUCUGUGCUGCGGCCCGGAGGUGAAGGGCUGGAUGCACAGUGGGAGCCGGAGGCGGGGGGCUGCAGGGAGCACACCAGCGACCGGCCCUCCAACCCUCCAGCCACUCAGCAACAUCGCCACAGCAACCAGCAACCAGACGGCAGCAGCCGAGGCAAACACAAGCGGACGGCUUCCCACCGUCGCCGAGGACAGGGAAUGACUACGGCAAAUCAGGCCACUUUGCCAACUAGGGAGGUGGAGUGUCACUAGUGGGGAGGGGCGGCCACCGCCCGCUGCACAGAGCGCCAUGCCGGCUGGAGAAGAGGCGCUGGGGCAGGGGCUGCAGUGUGGCUCGGCCUCACCCCCCUGCUGGCACUGAGUGCCUCCAGGGCAGCUGGGCUCUUGUCUGCCUGGUCUCAGUGUCCCCUGUGGCAAGAGGGAGAGGUGCCCCAUCCCGUGCUCCUUGUCUGGGCCCGCUGCUGCCAGACCAUGGGAUGUCGGCAAAGCUCAGAGGAAAAAGAAGCAGCCCGGCGGUCCCGGAGAAUUGACCGCCACCUGCGCUCAGAGAGCCAGCGGCAACGCCGCGAAAUCAAGCUGCUCCUGCUGGGCACCAGCAACUCAGGCAAGAGCACCAUCGUCAAACAGAUGAAGAUCAUCCACAGCGGCGGCUUCAACCUGGAGGCCUGCAAGGAGUACAAGCCCCUCAUCAUCUACAAUGCCAUCGACUCGCUGACCCGCAUCAUCCGGGCCCUGGCCGCCCUCAGGAUCGACUUCCACAACCCCGACCGCGCCUACGACGCUGUGCAGCUCUUUGCGCUGACGGGCCCCGCUGAGAGCAAGGGCGAGAUCACACCCGAGCUGCUGGGUGUCAUGCGACGGCUCUGGGCCGACCCAGGGGCACAGGCCUGCUUCAGCCGCUCCAGCGAGUACCACCUGGAGGACAACGCGGCCUACUACCUGAACGACCUGGAGCGCAUCGCCGCAGCUGACUAUAUCCCCACUGUCGAGGACAUCCUGCGCUCCCGGGACAUGACCACGGGCAUUGUGGAGAACAAGUUCACCUUCAAGGAGCUCACCUUCAAGAUGGUGGACGUGGGGGGGCAGAGGUCAGAGCGCAAAAAGUGGAUCCACUGCUUCGAGGGCGUCACAGCCAUCAUCUUCUGUGUGGAGCUCAGCGGCUACGACCUGAAACUCUACGAGGAUAACCAGACAGCCUGGGGAAGUGGUUGUUCACCAGAAAAGGAAAUUCUUGAUGAGAAACCCAAGCGAGGCUGGAAAUUCACUGGAUUCCAAAUGAUUCUGACCUUUCAUGCUCUACCAGUAAUAUCUGGAGAUGGAAAACAAACAGGCUGCAGAGGAAAGACAAUCCCCUCCCGCGAUUCCUCCCGCAGGCUGGGCUGGCCCCGGAGGUGAGCUGGCCCCCAGAGUGGUGCCGGCAGUGAGGACAGCCCGUCUCCAGCCGGGCCAGGGCCAGAGCCAGUGCUGGCACGGGCUGGCACAGGGCUGCCACUCUGCUCUCUCCUUUUGGAACGUGCUGAACUGUCCUCCCUGGGCCCUGUCAAAGGCAAGGCAGCCAAGAACAGGCCAUGCUCGUUUUCACAAAAGCCGAAUGAACCUUGGGGCCCAGUGCCAGGGCUCUGGACACGGCUCCUCCAUAGCCCUCCUUCCGUGCUCAGCUUCCAAGGCCUCAUCUUCCCUGAUGCUGGCAGUGCCUCCCCACCCCCACGCCUGGCGAAGGAGCCACAGCCCCCCGGCCCACCCGCUGGCUUCUGCGUCAGCACGUUGCCAAGGAGAACGUCAGUGUCUCUGGGCUCCCGGGUGUGAGGGCUGCAGUGAGUGCAGGGCAGCACCUCAGAGCAGGGAAGGCAGAUUUCCGGGUGUCUGUGGAGCAUGGCAGCGAGCCACAUGGGGAGCCACGCCCCUCCAUGGCCACGGUUCCCACCCUCGUCCGAAGGAAUUGGCAGUCCCUUGCCCUGACUAGGGCCAAGUCCUGCAGGUGUGUCAGGCACCCCAGUGCCCCCAAGCCCAACACCCAGCUGGGGCUUCCUCAGGCAGCACAGGAGGCCUGAACACAGCCCAGCAACACAAGGGGGUUUUUCUGGCGCACCUGUCCCCUGAAUGAUCCUGUGGGGCAGCAGCGCCUGUUAUUUUUGUCACAGAUCGAGGCACUGAGGCUCAGGCACACAGCUGGCGCUGGCGGGCCCCCAGCCCUCAAGUCCACAAGGACAGCUCCUGAGAGGCCAUGUGUCACAGGACCCACCACGGGCCUCCCACUUAGCCAGAGCCAUGGCAGAGGCUCUGCCCCUCGUCUUUAGUACAUUCACACAAGGGUCAGUCAGCAAAGACAGUCACUCUGCUGCCCUAGGAGGGAAAGGCAAAGUGGAGAAGCUGGCACCUACCAGCCCACACUGAGGGACAGACACAGGUGGCUGUGACCAGCAGAGCCUGGGUCUUCACUCGGCCCCACUGGAGGCACCUGAGGGGGUAGGUGGGCACUUGUUGCCCAACCUCUGCCCUUGCGGAUCAGCUAAUGGACUCUGCUGGCCACCAAAUGGUGUGGGAUCCUUCAGAAGGCAAGAUUAAAAGGUCUAGUUGUAAAGCAUCAAAUGUUCUCAUGUGGAAACCCACAGGGAGCUCACUGCCCAUUUCCCGACGGAGCUGUCAGCAUUCCCAGCCCUGUGGCGGGUCUGUUUUGCACCUGUGAUGGACCUGCUGUGCAGGCUCAAGGCUCAGGCUGGGGCCAAGUAUGAGGGUGAGCACAACUCUCCCAGCAGCACAGGGAACUGGGGGACAAGGAGGAGGCAGUCACACCAGCCCAGCUACAGCUUCAUUUCCACAAAGCCUCUGCUACCAGGGAUACCUGCCCUGUCUUUCUAGAGCUGGCAGGCAGCAGUUCCCAGCAGUGUCCCCAUUGUGCUUUCAUCUAGGACCCACAGUAGUCACUUGGGCCCCACAGGCAGGCUGGGUCACAGCAGGGUUCACCGUGGGAGGCCUGGUGUCUCUGCCACUUAUCUGAGAGACAGCUGGUCAACAUGUUAUCAGUGAGGGUAUCCAGGGGACGGGGGACAUAAGAACAUGCCUUUUGUGGGGCAAGUUCUGCAGGUGGCAAGUGCUUGAGCAGCCAGCCUCCAGGCAGGUGGUCUAUGCCUGGCCCUGGAUAGUGGUCCCUUGUCCUGGGGCCAUUGGCUUCCUGAGGAACCCCUCCCCACUCCAGGGCAGGUCAGCAGCCUCAGCACACCACGAGGGCAGGUCCACACCCACCCGGCACAGCCUGUGCUCUGAGCAGAGGGCCUGGCACACAGUGGGUGCUCUGCAGACUUUGUGGAGCGGGCGGGAGGCGGUAGGCUUGGGAAGAGCUGGAGCUCCAGAGCCCUGGCUUCUGGGUGCAGAGCAGCUGGGACACUCAGCCCUUCCCAAGGAGACCCUAUGGGUGCUCGUCCAUAACAGGAGUGUAUGCAGUACCCUGAGGAGGGGCUGCCCAAGGCCGUCCUGUGAACACAGCGUGUUCCUGCCACCCUAGCGCUGUGGUUUAUCAUUUAGCCCAAAAAGGGUGCUUGUUUUAGUGCUUUUAAAAUGGAGUUUAAACAUUUGUGCCAUAAAAUGGCGUGUUGUGGGUGAAACAAGGUGUUUCCAGUAAGACAGGCUUAUACCUAUUGAUGACAGAGCUGGUUAUAUUUGCCCAAGGAGGGAAUUACAAAUGGGCAAUAGCCAGACACAGAUGAUACCCUCUCCCCAGCAUACCAGGGCUUAGAUUGAGAAGGGACCUUAUAUAUCCUUUAGUGUUCCUAACCAGCCGGCUUUGCAGAUGAGGAAACUGAGCCUCAGAGAGGUUCCUUCACAUACCGCAGGGCUGAGACUCUGGCUCUCAGGGAGGGUCCUGGCACUGGCCCCUGGGAAUUCCAGUGGCCCCCCUCUUCACCAUACUGGUCCCACAUCCUGUGGGUGCUGGGGUUCUCCAGCAAGGGCCUUGGGGGUAUAGACUGGGUUCCACCCUUGGAGCUGCUGUGUAGCCAGCCUUCCCUCAGGAGAGUGGAGGACAGUGACACCUGGGCUUGGGAGAGGUGAGUGGCUGUGAAGGUUGACACUCCCCUCGUCCCCUUGUCUCCUGGCCUAGUCAGUGGCAGGACCACAGGGAGCCCUAGCAGAACAUGGCCUCACUCUGCCUCCUGUUCCUGACCUGGUCAAGGGCAUAGCUCCAAGCCAGAAGGCCUGCCGCCCUUUUCCCGACACACACAGGUCUCCCAAGCAGUUCCUUCUGAUCUUGCAAUGUGCCAGGGCCACAUGCAGUUUGUCUGCAGCAUCCUCAAGUUAUCAUGACCCUGGAACAGCAGAGCCUCCUGACCAGAUCCAGAGGCAGGGCCAGGCUGGCACACUGGGCUCCCAAGGACUGGACAGCCCCCAUGGCAGUGCAGCUUGAGAGGCUCCACAGGGGUGGGAGACACAGAGGACCAAGCCCACAGCAGCACCCUGAUGGCACCUCGCAUGGCAGGCAUGGAAUUGGGAGCAGGGCUCAGCUGGCCACAUGAUAUCCCCAGCCCGCAUCCCUCUCUAAGCUUGGCCUGGCUUCCUCUCUAUGGCCUGUUAUCCUACCCGAGCACUGGAGCGAUGGGGCCAGCCUCAAGAGGGCUGGGCACACACCUAUAGCUGGGCCACCCGUGGCCUAGAGGCCCCACCAACACUUGUGAACAGCCCCUGCCAUCCCUUCAGCACCGGCUCCCCGCAUCCAAGUUCCCUUGCCUCAUUGCCCAGGACUCAGCCUUAACUGGGGCUGCGGCCACCUCAGUGGGCCUUCAGCCGCUCUGAGCCUGUGGCCAGUGCUCAGUGAAUGAUGGGUAUCUGCUCGCCUAGGGUCCCAGGCUUUAUGCGUGACCCCAUGGGAUGCUGGCUCAAGCCCAAGAUGGGAGGGGGAUGAGCAGGGAGGGGUGGAGAAGGCAGCAUGUCCUGGCACCUAUUUGAGGCCCUUGCUAGCACUUCAGUCCUUGGGUUAGCUCCUUCCUUCCUCUGCUCCCAGGGAGGAUGCAGCCACAAGGCCCCUGUCAAAAGCAGCUGCUCCUUUCCUGUCACACUGGGAGCUUCCAAGGGUGGGGCCAUUUCUUAGCCCGCCUUGUGCAGUGGCUCCUUGCCCUGGGUAGGUCCUUGGUCAGAGGUCAGCCACAAGGCAAGAGGCGGCAGGGCCCUGGGCUCAAGCCCUGCUGCUUGGGCUGCCCCCACACCUGCUCUGCCUGCAGGGCCUUUUCCUUUGGCCCCCAACUCCUCAUCAUCAUGAACCUGGUGGCUCUGUCGUUCAGUGCAUCAGCCACCCCUCCAUGAUGGUCACCUCCUGCUGUGUCACUAGAGGCCAUUCCCAGGGCACAAGCUGUCACUGAACACAGCAGUGCAGCAGCCAGGAGGCCAACCCCAUCACUCUGUCUCUUCCACCAUGAUGACGUUGUCAGGUGCCUUGGCAGAACCUCCAUGGGGAUGCCCAUGGUGUUCCUCAGAUCUCUCAGACAAGUGUUCCUGCCACAACAGGAGGUCAGCCAGCGUGGGCUCUGCUGGGGCCUCCUUUAUGGGAAGGCAGGAGUCAGUCUCUUGCCCUAGUGCUGGUAAGCCUUGAGGGAGGAGGGAGGAGAGAACAAGAGAGUUCUCUUCGGCACCAUGCCAGGCAGGGCUGCUUCCUGCAGAGGAGAGUGCUGAGACCCAGGGCUAGUGGUGGCAGAGCCUCCCUCUCUGCAUGCCAGGGCAGUGAGGGGCUAGAGCUGGCUCAUACUGGCUCACAAGAGCUAAUUUUUCAAUUUUCAGGAUGUUUGUGAGCUGUUUGACAUUAUAUUUGUGGCUUCAAAGCAGCCAGGUAGGAGUAAUCACACCCCAGGAACUGGCAAAUACUACAAAACAGUUCUACUCCUCCCCAGCCCCCGCCUCCAUGCCAGUUGUUAGACCUUUACCAGUGCACCACAGCCAGUGACUCCCAAGCAUGGCGGGGAGAGUCUGCCAGCCAGGCUCAGUCACUGGUGUAUGGCAGGAUUGAUCCGCUACUGCCAUCUUACUGAAGAACCCGACAGUGUCCUUGCCUGUCAGUCUCCCACUGUGCUUCCCCAGUGACUCCCAGCUCUGACCCUGUGGCCGCGUGGGUUGCAUCUGUUCGUGUUUACCCCGCUGGAGAAAGGGAAUUUGCCAGAGCGGCUCUUCACUUGCCUGCCUCCCUCCCGCUCUUCCUCGGCAGAUUUAAGAGAAUCCUACUCCACAGAGAGCAACCUUGCAUUGGCUAACACGAGACCACAAGCUGGGGGCCAUCUGAUGUUCUCCAUCUGAGAACAAGCCCUGUGGCAUCCUUGCAGGAAGCAGUCCUUGUUCACCCAGUAUGUGUGGGCCCUGGGCCUGACAAACUCAGUCUAGGGACAGAGGCAGUCCUAUCCCUUCCUCCCUCAGGUCAGCUGGGGAUGGCAUCAAGCAGGCCCUGGAGGACCUGUGUAGCCAGGGCUGGCCUCAGGCUGGCUUCCCCAGUGCCUACAAAUGCUGGCCGCAUGCUCUCUGUGACUGGCCCUGAGCCUGCCCUAGGAAACAGUUUUCUAGGUGCAGAGAAGCCAGGAACAGGUGCCUCCUCUGUCCCAAAGACCAACAUUUGCAGGAGAGACGGGGGCCUAGACGUUGGGAGCAGGCCUGCACAGAUUGGGAUGAACGUGGGGGUGGUGAUCUGAUCUGGACCUUGCAGAAUCCAGUCAAGGCUGUGGGGGAGCAGUGGGGACAGUCAACAAAGGCAGGACUGAGGGGGCUGUCGGGGGCCAUGGAGAGCACAGAGCUAUGCACAGUGCCCUGCAGCGGGAUGACGGAGGACCAGGCGGUGUAAGGUCUAAGCAGGCAGGGCAAGGUCGCAGGCACAGUGUCCAGUCCCCAGUGUGGCCCAGGGUGGGUGUCGCUGCCUGAGCGCCCUGUGAUGACGGAGCCAGGGUUCAGCCCCAGGACUGUGUCCCUCCCAGUUUAUACACCUCCUGCUCUGCCUCGUGAUCAGGCUGGAUGCUCACAAUGAUACCCUGUCUGAACUGUUCCAAGAGCUUCAGGGCAGAGCUGCUUCCCACCCCACAUCCCCUCAACCUGCAUCGGCUAGGCUUGCCCAGGCCAGUGGGUAAUUAAUUUCCUGAGCGCAUUAGCUCUGCUCAGUACACACACAUGAGAACAGCUCUGGGUUUUAAGACACAGAUUACUAUUGUUUUAAGGGAUUUGUAUAAUCCAGUAACUGAAAAACAAUUUUCCACUAUCUAGAACAGACUCCAAGGUGGAGGCUAAGAGUGCUGGGGGCCUUGCUGACUUGGGGAUCCCUAGUAACCAGUGUAGAUGGGGGGAUCUGCCACUCAGGGGAGUCCUGUGACUGGCCAUGAACAAGACAAGCAGUGAGGACAGGAUGCAGCAGCAAGGCUCUGUGCUGACCGGAUGCAUAGCCCUCUUCACCUGAGGCCCCACUGGCUCAGUCUAGUUUCUGGAGGGAUUGGAAUGACAGUCAGCUAGGGUGCAUGGCCCUGGGCAUCUCAGGGGGGACACCCAGUGUUGGCCAGGGCAGAGUGAAAGGUGUUUCUUCUCUCUGCAUGUGGCUCCCGUCUGGAUAGUGGACAAGCUUAGGCCAGCCCAGGAGCCUGGCUGCAGCUCACCCUAAUCCCUGCUUCAUCACACCUCGUGGUGGACAUGUCCUCAGCUCAGGUACUUUCUCUAAUUUCAUUAAUAAUGAAACCAGAGUCGACUGGGGGCCCUGGGCCUUGUAUCCUAAGGUUCCCAGCCCAGGCCGGCCACGGCCACAGCCCCACACACCUUUUCCUGGCCUGUGGUGACCAGGGGAGAAGCACAGCAGCAUCCUGACCAAGGGGGCCCAGAGCCUCGAAGGCAACUUGGCUCAGCUGGAGGAGUGACUAUGGGCAAGGUCCUGCCCCACAGGGCCACCCAGCUCAAGCAGUAACAACCCAAAUAUGUUUUUUUAAAGGAUGAAUAUUUUUGAAAACCAUCUUUUUGGCCAUAGGCAGAGGUUCCCCACUGGGAUCUCUCCCCACUACCCCCAGUUUCUCAUGUCCCUCCCAGGAAAGAGCCUGAGCCUGCUGCAGAGGGGUUCACAAGCCCUUGAGCCUACAGGUGUGGGUCCGAGGCUGCAGUGCCAGCGGCUAGGAGUGCAGAGUGCACCCACCUUGCUGAACAAAGCAAAGGCAAACCAGGCAAGGGUGUCGGCCUUGGGUUCCUGGGGAUCCUCUGGAGCUGAAACUAGGAGGGGUUUCUCACACUGUGCUUUCUUCGCAUGGUGAUGGCGUGCAAGCUCCUGGCCAGGCCUGUGUCUGUGUUGACAGCUUCCAAUCUACAACACACCUGUAUCAUGCUGUUUGUUAAUUUCCCUUCAGCGACUGACACUGGCUGGUGGGGAGCAGGGGUGCAGGUUACUUAAAAGCAGCAAGAUUUAACACAAAAACAAAUAGGAGACAGUUCUCAGCUGAAACAGAAGUGGACUGGGGCUUUGGAAGAGGCCAGUCCUCCCAGUUGGGCAGGAGAGCUUAUGGGGUCAAGGUGAGAGCAGGUGGGACCCAGGUGCUGAGGGUGCCCACGGCCUCCCUUUCUGGGUCUGGGUGUGAAGCCAGGGAGCAGGACACAGGAGCUCCAGGCCCUUUCGGAGCAAAUGCUCCCACCAUCUUGGAAUUUUCUGUCCCAGGACUGGGAGUCUUUGAGCAUUGUUAAGGCACCACCUCCAGUCACGUGACUCCCGCCACAUAUCACACUUACCCUGGGGCUCUGCCUCCUCAGCAACUUUGACCAACACCCUUGGGAAUACAGAGGCUCCCAUUUGGACCUAAGACCCUGCAAGUCAGUGAUGGUUGAGAUCUGGUGAGAGCAAAAAAGCAAAACAGAGUGACAUGAGGGUAAGGGGGGUGGCGCCUUGGGCCUGUGCUGGAGAACAGCAGCCACCCACCUGCAGGGCUGGACAGGGGUGCCAACAUCCUGGAGGCUGCACACAGACUUCUGGGAGAGCUCUGCCCAGUGGGUGAAGCCCAGCUGAGGCAUGAGAAAGUGCUCUGUGUACAGCACCGUCUCCAUCUCACACUGGGCCCUGGCACUGUGGGUGGGGCCCUGGCCUGGCUGUGGCCCAGGGUAGUCAUGUGGACUUGUGUCCAUCUGGACUGCCCAGGUGAAGACUGGCCCAGCAGCACAGUUCCUGAGCUCCUGCCCCUCCCCUGGCUAGUGAGGAGGUAGGGCAGUUCUGGAAGUACUCUGAAGGCUCAGGCUGUAGGAUAACAUGUGUGUGCUGGCUGACAACAGAAUAGUGGAAAUGGAAGGCCCAGAGACGUGAGCGGUUGGCAGAGCCUGGCGCAGGGCAUGCUGGUGCACUGCAUGCACAACCUCUAAGCCUCCCAGCCCGAAGGGGCUCCCCACCACACAGAUGAGGAAACUCGGGUUUCAGGAAAAGUUGUCCCUGUGGCAAAGUGGGGGCCUUCUGACCUGGACAUCCCGCUGCUGCCCAGGGGAAUGGGCAGGGCUGGGAAGCAGCCACCCUUGCCAUUACUACGGGUCACCCCACCCCCUCCACACUGCACACACAGGGAAACCAGGGAGGGCAGACAGGACUGCCCAGGCAAGGUGGCAAAGCCGAACUGCUGCGGAAGGCAGGGAGCAGCACGCUCAGCUGUUUCUGGCAGGUUCAGAGCAAGGGCUUUUCAGGCCAUUAGGGCCUGAGCUAGGGCUUUAGCGGCAGCCUGUUAUCUUGUUUAAACAGCCCUUGCUGUUUGAGGUGCCAGGCUUAGCUGGUGCUGUUACUAUGAGCACUACAGUUGUCACCAGGCAUAGUUGCAGGGGGGAGGGGGCCACCGGCAAGCAGAGGCUCUGACUUCUGGACUCGGCUGGAACACACCCCUGCCCUGGCCCCCAUCCCAGAGGAGCCCCAUCUGUCGCUGGCCUGGGACCUACAGGCCUGAGUACUCUGUAAAAUGGGCCCCUCCCAAGCUGCCUGUGCCCUCCUGAGCUGCCUACAUGGGCAGCUGAGCAGCCCUGUGCGGGUGGGCAGGAGCGGUGGCCUUUCUUAUCCCCAGGGAAAAGUCGAGGGCCUCAUGAAAACCCAGGGCCUGAGAGUGUCUGAGGACAGGAGUUGUGGCCACCCCAGGUUGUCAAUCCUCCUGUGCCACUCGAGAGUCUCCACUUCAGCCAGGCAAGUCCUGUGAACUGGGGGCCUCUGUCUGCAGGUGGCAGCAGCUGGGGUGUAGGGAGCAGAAGCUGGGGCGGGAGCAGGGGUCCCAAGCACAGUGUUCCAGCAAGAAGCACCGGAACCCACCAAGGGAGCGCAGCAGUGGAGUCGGGUCCUGGGCCUCUGCACACAGAACCCCAGGGGGUUGGCCGCAGGGUGUGAAAAUCAAACCCACAUUUUCAUUCACCAGAAUACGGGAUCAGAUAGUUCCUGAUCGUUUUAAAGCCGGAAGAGCACCUGCUUAUCAAAUGCCUCUUCAGUCUGUUCUGCCAGAUUGACCCAUUGACCGACGAAGCCACAGUGAGGAAGGACACAGACCAGCUGUCACUGGAGGGCCAGCCCAGGGCAAGGCCUGCUGCGGGGGAGGAAGGCCCAGCCCGAGUCCCUUCAAAGCCUCCUAUAGGUGCCCAUCACCCACCCCAGCCACACCCUAGGCAUCCACAGAAGUGGCGGGUCUGGGUGUGAGGCCUGUGCCCCCCGCCCUGAUCCAGCCCAUCUGUGGGCCAGGAGCAGGUGCAUCUGUGCAGAAGGGUGGGGCCAGGGGCACACAGGUGGGGAGCAGCCAGGCAAUCCCAACCCCUGCCCCUGUACACAGCUGCCACACCAAACGCCUGCAGCAUGUGCCAUCUGGCCUUGCCUGCCAUCCACCCCGUGCUGGGCAGAGCAGGGGAGAGCGGUCCCCAAGCAGACAGCACUGCUCAUAGGCAGGCCAUGGGCAAUGAGAACAGGGGCCAAUGGUGCUAAAAGCUGUGCAGCAAAUUAAAAGGGUUGGGGUUGUGACUAGGGCUUACUUCAAGUGAAGGAGUCUGAUAGCUGACCAGCUACACAAACCCAAAAGAGCAGCCCAUGCAGGGUAGCACAGCAAAGGCCUCGAGGUGACAGAGACGGAAGCAGGAGUCAGGAGACAGCCGGGAGAGGCCUGGAUUACACAGCCUGCCAUGGAAGGCACUGGAGGGUUUGCACAGGGGGCAACCCCAGAGCAGAAGCAGGUAGAUGGAUCCUGAGGAGACAUGACCAUGGUAGAAUGGGAAGGAGAUUGUCCAGGAGGUGCCCUCAUGGGGCAGAACUCAGAGCCAUAGCCCAAAACUGGACCCUGCAUGCAAUGUCCCAGGGCCCCAGCUUCCUGCCUCAUAAGCUGUGUCAUGGCCUAGGACCUUUCUUCCCAGGCAGGAGUCAGCUCCACCUGCUCUCUGGCUGGCACAGCCUGGUGCUGGCCACCCCAAGUGUUAGCAUCCUCUGCCUGCUGGAGAGGUGGUGUCCCUAUUUGGGGACUCAGUACUCUGAAGUCAGGGUUUUGCCAUGCUCUUCUCUGUCCUUCGAGGCAGGAGACAUGCUGUGCAUGCUACAGGAGCUUAGGAAUUGUCUGAGGGUGACCAGUGGGGGUCCAGAGGAAAGGUGCUAGGAAGACAUGGAGGCUUCCAGGGGAGGCUGGGCCUGAAGCUCAGCUCCAUAUCCGAUGUGUCAUCGUGGGAAGAGCAGUGUCUUCAUGAGGCCUGGACAGUGCCUGGGUGGGAGAUAGCUCCAGCCUCCUUGGAAGACCUAUUGACCACGUUUCUCUUGUGACGCACUUCACUGUCACCCAGAAUAACUGCUGUCUCACAGCUACCAGGACCCGAGCCUCUGGGGUAAGGUAGAGUUCAAGGAGAACCAAGGCAGCCCAAGUGAGCCUGGCAGCAGAGCCGAGGGCAGCCCCACCAAAGCCACGGAGCCAGCCCUGCUGGCAUCCAGAGGCCAGGGUGGGCCUGCCCUCCCAUGGCCCCGAGCUCUGCCCCCACCCUUUAGGAUUGCACCCUGCCUUGUUAAGGGAUCAGCUGCUGCUCCUCUCAGGUCUUUUUGGGAGUCCUGAAUCUGAAGUGAGCCUGGGAGAAAGGGAGUCAGACAGGAGAGGGGUGGGUGCUGAGCCAAGUGAGGGUCUCAAGACCAAGGGGACCCCAGAGCAUGGGUACCCAGGGCCUACACUUGGGAGGCCUGUGGCUGGGCCAGGAGGAUGAACCAGUGUGGAGUUGAGAGCCAUGGAGUGGCAGAGAAUGGGUGCCAGGAGCUGAGGUGUUCAAGCUGGAACAGAGCCCUCCGUGCAGGCAGGGCCGAGCCUGUCUCCCUCAGCAUCUCAGAUGCUCACAGAACCACGGGGGCAGCAGGGUUCAGUGUUAAAGGCCAGGCUAGAGGAAUGGAAACAGCUGCCCCAGCCCUGGAAGCUGUGGGAGUGGUGGUUGCCCUGCAAGAGAAGGCUCAGAGCAUAGGCAGGCCUUCUGCUGGGAGGCAGGACCCAGCAGUUGAGCAGGUACCAGCCCCCCACCUCUCAGUUCCUGAGGCUGGCCGUCAGCACCAUGUGCCCUGUGCUGUCCCCGCAGACUGGCUCCAGGGACAGACAGGAGCUCACUGAGUCAUUAACCCUCAAUCCAAUUCUCCAAUCUGUCAAGGUAGCAUUGAGGUUUGCGGGAGGAAGAGGGAAGCACUAACCAGAUUGGACUGUAAGUGACCCUGGUCAUCCAGCUCUGUCCCCAGACACCUCCCCAUUUCCUGAGGCUAGUAGCAGUGGGAGGAUGACCAGGCCUGAGGGGUGGUUCGGGCUGUCUGGUGCUUUCCUUGGGGCAAGGGUAGUGGGCCAGGCAAAGGGGCCUAGGCAAGCCAGGUAACCCCUCUGAGCACCACUUUCCACAUCUAGAAUGGAAAUGUUUUGAGCCUCGUGAGCCCAGGAGCCUCUCACAGUCACUUCUCGGAGGUGAACAGAACUGGAGGGCAUCACGGCAGCCCCCACACAAGAGGAAGUCCAGACUGACGAGGCCACAGGGUGACAAGAGCGAGCCACGUUCUGGGGCCCUCCCACCAGGAGGCCCACCCCACCCAUGGUGCUCCAGCCAGGAACAGGUCACCAGAGGUCCUCCCCUCUCCCCUGCCCACUGCCCUGUCUCUCAGGGCACAGCAAGGCAGGUCCUUAAAGAGACAGAGGGAGAGCAGGGUACCCUCGCUACCAGAGACCCUCUCCCACCACCUGAGCAGAUGGGCAGUAGACAGUGUUUGGCCAACCAGGCUGUGUGCCCCUGUGGGCACCUGCCCCAGCUCAAGGGUCAGCAGCUUCACCUGCCACUGGUCUGCUGUGGUGUGAGACUCUGAGGGUGAGGGUGUCCACCCUGGUUGUCAUAGAAACAGCAGUGCGUCUGCAGAGAGUUCAUGCCAAGCUCAGCAGAGGGAGGAAGCAGCUGGCCUGGGAGGCAGCUGUUGUCAUUGACUCCUGAGAGCUCAGUGUUGGGAAGGACCCAAGGGCCCACCACACUCUGAGGCUGGCGAGCACACGGGGCAACUCAGGCCUCCCUGCCCACCAUCUUUCUUUGGGCAGCUGCACCAUGUUGUCUGUCCUCUUGUCCACUUGGGGUCAGCGACGAUUCCAUCUAGGUGCUGGGUGAACCAAGCACAGGGGUGCUGCCUCAGAGCCACUUCGAAUGAGGGGGUAGGAUAGCACUGGGAUUCCAGCAGGCGAUCAUCAUUUGCUGGGGGGCCUGCGCGCCUUCCCUGUGAGCGUGAGCAGGAAUGACUCAUGCCUCCUCCACCUGCUCUCACACUGAGCCUCUGCCGGGGAGUGGCCUCACUGUCUGCCUGGUUUUUGUCUGUCUGCCCCUUUGUCUCCCAGUCCCAUUACCUGUCAUGCAUCCUAAGCUCCUGAGGACAGAGAAGGUGGAGAGUAGCAGAGCCAGAGAGGCUCUCCUGUGACGUGGCUGGCUCUGUACCGAGCAGGGGGUGCGGCCACAAAUCUCCAAGCCCAGGCCAGGGGAGAGAGGCAAGCGCACUGGACUCGGUUCCGCCUAGUGGCAAAGAGGCCCAGAAAAGUCUCAAGUGCUUGGGACAGGGCCCCAUCUGCAUGUGAUGUGUUGGGGCCUCUGGAAACGGAGAUGCCAAGGCAGUCUUCUCUGAGGUCAGUGGUGAUGCCAGAGAGGUGAGGCUCAGGCCAUUGCCAGCUGCACCAGAGACACCAAAGCACUCCAGGGUCCCCCAAGGUCACUUUAGUAGAACCCAGUGACCAUCUUGGACAAACAGCUUAUUUUACUGAGGCAGGAGCUGCGGCCCAGAGCAGAAGUGACAUGCCCAGGGUCUCACUGCAGUUUGGUGGGAGAAUUAGGUUUCAGAACACAAGACAGCCAGUACCUCCCAGGCCCCUUCCUCAGGGAGCCAGCAGGGUCGUGGGCAAGCGGCCAGGCUCCACAGGGCAAGCCCCUUUGGACUUAACCCUGUUUGUGACAGCCCUGGUCCCUGACAGUCCUCAGAUCCCGGUGGCAGUGGGCAGUGGGCUGUCUGAAACCAAGGUGCUCCUUAUUUCCAAACCAGAGGUGUCUGAUCACAGAGUGUGUCACUAGGAGCAUGUUCUGAGAAGCCAGGGAGCCUGGUGCCCAGGUUCCCAUCCUUAGACCAGUCCUCUGUCCCUUGCAGCCUUAGUCUCAUCCACAGCAAGACUGGAGCCUUGGGGGUAACCAGGAAAGGACAGGCACUGCCCCUGGCAUUCAUGCAGGGACCAGGAGGGCCAGAACACAGGCACCCUCAGCCUCCUGUCUUCACCCCGCAGCCCAAAGGAGGGCUGCCUGACCUCCGGGCCUCACUUCUCUCCCAGCACCAAGAAAGAGGUUCCCAGCUGCAUUUCUGGUUUCUGAGGGGCCCUUCUGCUUCCCCAGCUGCCACAGCCCCAGGCCCUGCCUGGGGGUCUCUGGAGGAAGCAGAAGAGGCAUCCUUCGGCCCCGCCCCAAGCACACCAGGCUCUAGGGCCCAGUGCUCACCAGGCCGUUUGCUCUUUGCCUCCCAAGACCGUGGGAGGUCCAGGGACCUGGUCAGUGGCAAUGCCUUCCACCAGGUACAUGGUUGAAGAGGUGCGGGGAGCAUGCCAGGGUGCAGCCAGGAGGCCAGAUGACCACAACCAGGGGUAUGACAGCCCUGGACACAGCAGGUCUGUGGCCACGGCAGGAGGGCGAGAUGGACACUUAGCAGGAGGCUGGGCUGAGCUCCUGGUGGAGUCAGGGUGGGACUGUGGCAGGGAGACCCCCUUCUCCAGCAAGGACAGGGCCACUUCCUGAGAAAUGGAGCAUCGGACAAACACCAGCGGGGUGGGAAUGGCAAGUGCUCAAGGUAAGCACGAUGCAGCUGCGACCUGUAGACUGGCUGCAAUGGGGAGCCUGGCCAGGAGAAGCCAGAGACGGACACCAAGGUCAGAUCCUGAAGCACAGAAGACCCUCAGUGGGGAUAGGGACCUGGCUGCAGGGAGCAAGGUGGCCAGUGUGGACCCAUCAGGAAGGCAGGGGCCUGGUCUGGGGACCCCACAGCUCCAGCUGGGCAGAGCUACCCCAUGCUGUGCUGUGCCAUGGAAUACCAGCCAAGAGACCAGGAGCAGGGAGCGUUCUGAUAGGAACAUCCAGCUUUCAGGUCUGACGUGGCCCAUUUUACCAGAAGAAGGGGACCUGCUCUGAGCAUAGCAGCCCCCUCUGCCUGGAACCUCACAGGGCUCACCUCCAGGCUAGCACCCUGCCCCUGCGGCUGACCCUGGCCAGGAAGACACAUGUUAGACAGCUGGCUGGACUUGGUGCCUGCUGUGGCUGCAACUCCCCUGGGAAGACAGCUGAGUGUUCUGACGUUGGCUAAACUGCAUCUUUACAACAGCUGGGGCCCCAGCGCCACCUGGCCCUGUGCCCAGGCAAGGCCCUGCUGGUCCCAGCAUCCUUCUCUCCCACAGAUCUUACCCCGGCUCCCACCCCAGCACUCUGGCCAGCACCGCCUCCCUGUUUCAUAGUCCCAUCAACCCCUCACACACUGGCUCCCAGCUGCUGCCACCACCUUGAGCUGUCUCGGAUAGCCUCCUGCCCAUACCCCUUUGGCCUGAGGGUAGAUGUAGGCCAAGAGCUUGCACCUACAAGCUUCCCCAAAAGGGAAGUGAACUCAGGAAUUCCUGAUGAGGAUUCCAGGACUGGCUGGGGAAGCACGGGGUUGCAAGCGAAUAAGCUAUUUCCUUUGCGACUGAUACCAUCCUUGGAGUGGAUUUCCUCUGGUGCCUUCCCUGUUCCACAGCUGCAGAGGCAUCUAGCACAGGGGGCCAACACCACAGGCCCCUCCACUCGGUACACCUGCCAGGACCUCGGCGCAUCAUCAGAUGGUGGGGCCCACUCGCCCUCUCCCCACUAGAGAAGUCUGGGAAUGCCUGUGUCCCAGACCCCCUCGGCAGCACUCAGGAUGGCCCAGGCAGGUUGCAGAGGCUCCUGCCCACCAGGCCUGUCACACAGAGCUCUGGGAAAUGGAGAUGGGCAGUCAGUGCCAGCCAAGGGCAGGCACCCGCUACCGAUGGAGGCAUGUUGGUCACUGUGUCAGCAGUGCCCCAUGUCCCUCCAGCCACACCCUGCCCAGCAGACAGGCAGCCCCACCAAGGUGUCCCCAAGCUUCCACCACAAAGGGAGGCCCAGAGGGGUGAGAGGCUUGGCCGGUACUUUGUGAAAGGUGACAGCAUGAAGCUCAUCUCUGUAUGAAACCUCUGCCUCGGCCCCUCAGUCAGGGUGCUGCCCUCAGAGCCUGGUACUCGGUGGCCCUGGUCAGGCCUGGUGGCUCAGCUGCAGGCUGGGUGGCCGCAGGGCUGGCCUGUCCAUGGUGAAUGGAGCGCAUUCAUGUCUACAACCCCGCCCCACAGCUCUGCUCUCGGCGUGAAAAAGCUGAAUUCACGGUUCGGAUGAACACUCCCAGCUUUUCUACAGUGGGCUGACUUGAGCUUCUCAGUCUGUAACAGAACUGAGGACUUGCUCUACAGAUGAGGAAACUGAGGCCCAGGGUGGGACAGACCGGCCCCGGCCCCACCCUUCCCAGCAAUGCGGCUGCAUCCCCAUGCCUCUGUGCCUCUGCCAGCCCCUCCUGCAAUGCCUUCCCUUCCCCUCAGCCCCCAGAGGUCCAGUCAAAACGUCCUGCUCUUGUAUUACCCCUCGCCCCCUGCAUUCCUGUGGUGUGUCACCUGUCAGAGUUGUAGCUGGCCAGCACUAUCUGCAGCAGUGCCAGCUGCUCACAGUCACUUGUGCCUGGGUGUGGGGACUAAGCUGUCCAUGUGUAUCCCACAUCAGCCCUCAGCCCCCUCACGAGGGAAGUAUGCUUACA
Molecule: messenger RNA, 17302 nt
Organism: Homo sapiens (human)
Lineage: Eukaryota; Metazoa; Chordata; Mammalia; Primates; Hominidae
Gene: GNAZ
Product: G protein subunit alpha z
Exons: 3
Coding region: 502-1425 (307 amino acids)
Biological process (GO): adenylate cyclase-modulating G protein-coupled receptor signaling pathway; G protein-coupled receptor signaling pathway; negative regulation of insulin secretion
Cellular component (GO): plasma membrane; dendrite; cell body
Molecular function (GO): G-protein beta/gamma-subunit complex binding; guanyl nucleotide binding; adenylate cyclase inhibitor activity
Source: RefSeq, a predicted model, not a curated record